AUGCUUAAUCCAAUAAAUUCGGAUCGUAUUCCAACACCAACUUCGUUGCCUCGAGAUGACGAUAUCAUCGAACUGCUCCGAAGCAAUGAUUUCGACGUGCGUCUUCAGACGUUGAAUCGGCUCUCAGCUAUAGCCAAGAGAGAUCCGUUGUGGUUUCCGAAGUUUGCAAAGAAAGGCGAUUUGUUCAAACAGUUCGAUCGAUUGCUGGUCGAUGAUCGCUGGGAAGUGCAACAUCAAUGUAUAAAGUUUAUUUUAGAUGCUCUGCCAACGUUUGGAAAUAACGUGGAAUGGUGUGUAUCUUAUCUUCUUCCAAGAAUAAUCAUGAAACUUGGAAGUUCGAAAAUCACUGUACGUCGCAUCACCAACCAAAUGUUGACCACUUAUUUGAGGCUUCAACCUGACGCCGUCAAUAACGUGCAGAAGAUGUUGGUGAACUUCCUGUUGAAUCGAGAUAAUGAACCAGCCGUUCGUAAUGAAGUCCUGAACGAAUUACCAAACUUACUCAUCGCAGAAUGUCGUUCACAAACCUGGUCUACACUUAUUGAUGGUCUAACAAAAUGGAUGCUUGCCUCAGAACCUAAACUUCAAGAGAAAAUUGCCUAUGUUCUAUCGAAUGUCAAUGUCUAUUUGCAAUACGAUCGUUUCGAAGAAGUGAUUGCUGGUUUACCGAACGCCCAGAAAGCGAUUUGUGAAAAGUACAGGCGCAUUAUUAUCGACAACAGUAAGCCAUCUGAGGUGAAUGCAAGUGAAAGUAAGAAUUCAAGCAGUAGUUUGAACGAUUCGAUGACAAUGGAGAAGAAGAACCGAUUUGGAAUUAUGCCUGUGCUAGUGAGUAAUAUGUUGAAUAAUGAUACCGAAGCGGUGACACGGAUCAUGGGAUUGGAACAGACAAAAACAAUAAUCGAGCGAAUCACGUUUGAAGAUGUUCGCAGAUUCGUUCCACAUCUUCACUCAUAUUUCAUAACACUUGGCAAUGUGUUGGAUGAUCUGAAUUUCAAAGUUGUGGUUUUAUGCUUGGAUAUUGUUCGAUUGACUAUCGAGAAGCUGAAUGGACACGUCAAUACACACGAACAGGCUCGUUUAUCGCGUAGUUGCUUACCGACGAUACGAUACGACGGUCUCAUUGAGUAUUCAUUGCAAUUCUCAUUGGACGCCAGCUCUGUGAAUCUGCGAGGAAUGACGCAAAUGAGUGAAUAUCUGGAUCUUGAAUGGAUCUUGAGUGCUAACAAUGGGCCGAGCAGUGCUUUUUCGAGGACAUUCUCACCGAAUGCGGUUGAUGUGAACACAAUUCGAUCUAUUGUGCAUGCGAGCAAUUUUGGAAAGGCAUUGCGACGACACCAAAACGACGAAAGUAAAUUGCCAUGGGAGGCUGACAUAGACUUCAAGGAGGAUGAAUUCUCACUCGCUUCACUGCAAACAUCAAACAUCACUGCAAAUUCCUAUGACGAAAGUGAACAGCAACACGAAUUUCGAAACGAAAGCAGUGGUCAUUCUGAACCAGCAACCAAUGGUGGUGGUAUAGUUGAGCAAACAAAACAGUUGAACGGUAGCAGUGCUAUUUCAAGGAACAAAAUGGGAAAUCGCGAAACGCGUGAGGUGGAGGACAACACGGCCGCCCAACAUGCUUCCAAGAAUGGCUUUUCAUUCAGUGCUGUUCAACGCGGUUAUCUCACAAACGGUUUGAGUAGGCCUUUGAAUCGCGUGAGAUCAGACGGAAGUAUUCUCGAGGAGAUCAACAAUUCGAGUAAUAUCUCAAUGGCCAGGUUAAAAGCAGCCAAACACCGACAGUUCCGUGACGUAUACCCUCCGUCCGAACCAGCCAUUCCAACGCACAAUCAAGUUGCUUUGGUGAAGAAAAGUGUGAGCCAUCAAAAUCUAGCGAGCAGCUCGAGGGCGCAGCGUAAUCCUUUGAACGCAGCCACAAGGUCGUACUUGAAAGCUGGUUCGUCAAGUCGUUUGAGGCCUGGCGUCAGCCAGCCAUCCUCAUUACGUGGUUCGCGACCGAACCUGAAUGCAACCUCAACCUCGUUGGAUUUGUCUCGUCGAAUCAACGUUGAGGCAAUCGACCGUGAUCCUGCGCUCGCUGUUCAAAACGCACUUCGUAAAAUCAAUAGUGAUGAAUGGACCAGUAAAGUGGAGGCAAUUCAGACGAUCGUGCACGUCGCUGAGACAUCACCUCAAGCUGUGGCAAAUAACUUACAACCUGUCAUAGCGGCGCUUCUCACUGAGUGUAAAAAUCUUCGUUCAAGUGUUUCAAGAAUAGCGAUUAUAGCGCUUGGAACGCUCUUUAGAACAACCAAAACUAAAAUGGAUGUGGAUAUAGAGAAGGUUUGUUUGAUGUUGAUGCAAAAAGCUGGCGAUGUGAGCAGUGCCUUCAUUCGUGAAGAUGCAACCGCAUCUCUCGAGGAAAUGGUCCAAAAUGCAUCUUCAAAUAAAGUGCUCAAUGCACUUAUCGCUUCUGGAGCCAAAAGUAAGAACAAUUCAAUUCGUGCGGGUUGUGCCCAACUAAUUACACGCCUCAUUGAACGAGUCGGUGCAGUGAAUGCCCUCAAUAGCGGAGAAUUUCCGAAAUUGAUGAAAGCUCUGCUCGGUUUCGCCAAGGACCCGAGUCCGGCCGUGCGACAGCAUGGAAAACAAGCACUUCAGUUGCUAACUAAGGAUCAAGCAAUGUUCGAUAGAACAGCAAGGCGGGUGCUGAGUGAAGCGGAAUUGAGGGCACUCAAUGAGGUAUUGGAAAGUAUCAGGAAAAGGGUGAGCCAUGCACGCAAUUCAUUAUAA
Messenger RNA from Anisakis simplex (herring worm), 2778 nucleotides. The record is from the annotation of a GenBank genome assembly. Lineage: Eukaryota; Metazoa; Nematoda; Chromadorea; Rhabditida; Anisakidae.